This is a messenger RNA of Ipomoea triloba (trilobed morning glory), 1672 nucleotides long. Its product is annotated as putative disease resistance protein RGA4. NCBI's taxonomy places the organism in Eukaryota, Viridiplantae, Streptophyta, Magnoliopsida, Solanales, Convolvulaceae. Gene Ontology annotation, biological process: defense response to other organism. Gene Ontology annotation, molecular function: ADP binding. The coding region runs from base 6 to 1493 and encodes 495 amino acids. The record is from RefSeq and is a predicted model, not a curated record. The transcript has 6 exons.
CAUAAAUGGCAGCCCAUCUUCUAGACUUCCUAAAGAAGAAGUACAUCGACGGGUUUAAAUCAGUGACAGGGGCGAAAUUAGUAAUUCGAUGCCCAAAUUUGCUCAACGAUAUUUCAACUGAUCUUGAGCAGAAGUCAUUCAAACCUGACAAAAUCCAUGAAGCCAUCGAUCUUCUGUACGAGCUCAUCAACUCGUUAGAGGAUUGCAGCACUUUCGAGGAGACCCCCGGCCCCACCGGCCGAAAAAAUCGCCGAUACUGGCGCGGCAUCCGCCGAGACUGCGACGCAACCAAAAAAAAAUUAUGUAACGAACGUAACACCCAAGCAGAAUUAGAGAAAUUAAAAGACCGCCUCAAGGAAUUACAGCUGGCGUCCACCGAAAAACCACCAGCGGAAACAUCGGCGAUUUCCGUGAUCAAACGAGAAGGCUUUCCGUACUUCGACAAGUCCGAGGUUCUCUGCUUCGACGUCCCGCUAUUGUUCUUCAAGGGUGUCGUCGAAAACCAGCAUAACGUGGCGAUGGCGUUCGUUGGGAUCGGCGGGUCGGGCAAGAGCACUCUGGCCAGAAUGAUUUUUCUAGACGAAGGGGUUCAGAAAAAAUUCGACAACGUUUUGUGGGUCGAUUGCUCCGAGGUAUCCGACUCCAAAAAGAAACUGUCGUGCAUAACCGUCGAGAAGUUCCGGCACACUGCCUCCCCGUGCCGCUACACUCUCGAGGAGGCGCUGCGCUCGUUGCACGGCAUCAUCCGUGAUCGGAGAUGUUUGGUGGUGCUGGACGGCCUGUGGACAUCCGACGGGACCAAAACCUUUGUGGACGUGGUGACGCAACAGUUACGUGGCACGAUAAUAAUCACCACCCGGUUGCACGGCGUGGCGGAGGAUCUUGUGGCCGAAAACAACAUUUUUUGCUCAGACAACUUUUGGGCUUCGGUGAGUGAAAGGGCAAAGAAAGAAGAAGGCAGCGGGGAAGAAAAAGAUGUUGCGGGGGCAAAAAGGGAAGAGAAGGAAAAGCAAAUCCAAGAUCAUUGCUGGUUGGUAUUUGAAGAAACACUGAAAAGGAAGAAGUUUGGAGACAUAGGGGGAAUAGAGUUGCAUAAGGAUAUACGUAUAACUGAGCUGGAAGAAGUGAUUAAGAGGGGCAGUUUGGGAAAUCCCCUGGCUGCCAAGACUUUGGCUGAGGUUAUUUCUCAAAGACUCCACAAAACUGGCUAUUGGGCAGAAGAGAAGGAAAUAGUUCCAAAUAAUGAGCAAAAAGAUGAAAACUGGGAAUUUUUACUGAAGGUAGAUGCUUAUGAUCAUCUCUCUUUAAGUAAAGCUUGGUUCAGAGUUUUGAGCACGCCAGAAGUUGAGAAGGAGAAGAGUUAUUAUCGCAAGAAUGAACUCAUAGUAACAUCGAAGUGUCACCCCCGAGACGUACUCCGUUCAUUGAGAGACGUUUGCCAUGCUGAGUUUAUUUCAAUAGUGCAUACAAAGACUGAAAGACCUACUAACUAACAUGCAUCGAAUGGUGUGUCAUUAUUACACAUUAAAAUUUUUAAUUUUUUAUUAUUAUAUUUGACUUUAUUAACUCAUAAUGUAAGUAAUCAGUUUGCAAGCUAGUAACAAUGAAAAUAAUAUUUUUUUUCUAAUUAAUAGUCAGGCAACACUGAAUAUUAUAUGGUAAUUUUAGUGCC